Messenger RNA from Cynoglossus semilaevis (tongue sole), 2138 nucleotides. It is a transcript of the gene slc25a40, whose product is annotated as solute carrier family 25 member 40. NCBI's taxonomy places the organism in Eukaryota, Metazoa, Chordata, Actinopteri, Pleuronectiformes, Cynoglossidae. The record is from RefSeq and is a predicted model, not a curated record. Gene Ontology annotation, biological process: mitochondrial transmembrane transport. The transcript has 10 exons. The coding region runs from base 225 to 1301 and encodes 358 amino acids. Gene Ontology annotation, cellular component: mitochondrion.
GACUGUGGGUUAAAGAGCACAGCAAUGCGCACACGCACGUGUUUAUACAUUUUUAAUGGGUUGACGCAUUCCACCAACGGCAACUUUCUGAACUGAAAGAGGGAGUAUAAAGUCGAGGGGGAUGCGUAUGUUCAUGAAGGUCUUUUUAGACGCUAUAACGUUUUCUCAGGUAAGAAGUUGGUCAAGCUAAUCAGCUACAUCCUUAUGUUCGCAUCACACACUUCAUGCCAGCCGACUCACGCAGCUAUAGGCAAGGAACAAUGAGUGGUAAAACGUCUGCUCCGUUUGUCACCAAUGGAAUUACUCCACUCCAGCAGAUGGUGGCGUCCUGCUCUGGAGCCAUCCUCACGUCACUCUUCGUUACACCGCUGGAUGUUGUGAAGAUUCGGCUCCAAGCGCAGAAAAACCCCUUUCCCAAAGGCAAAUGUUUUGUCUACUGCAACGGACUGAUGGACCACAUAUGUGUGUGUGAAAAUGGAAACUCGAAGGCCUGGUACAAAGCACCUGGUCACUUCAAUGGCACCAUGGACGCUUUUGUGAAGAUUUUACGCAAUGAAGGAAUAAAGUCAUUAUGGAGUGGAUUACCUCCAACUCUUGUGAUGGCAGUCCCAGCCACAGUGAUUUACUUCACUUGUUACGACCAGCUCUGUGCAGCACUCAGGCGCCGCAUGGGCAGCUACGCUGACGAGGCUCCUCUUCUGGCAGGACCAAUAGCUAGAUUGGGGGCAGCGACGGUCAUCAGCCCGCUGGAGUUGAUCCGAACCAAGUUGCAGUCUCAGAAACAGUCGUACAGAGAACUGACCGCCUGCAUCCGCACUGCGGUGGAGGCCGAAGGCUGGCUGUCCCUGUGGAGGGGUCUGGGACCCACCCUGCUCCGAGACGUGCCCUUCUCUGCCAUGUACUGGUACAGCUACGACAAGGGGAAGAGGUGGCUGUGUGAACAACAAAACACCAGAGAGCCCACGUUCAGCAUCGCCUUCACCGCCGGAGCAGUGUCUGGUUCUAUCGCUGCCGUCGUCACGUUACCCUUUGACGUGGUGAAGACGAGAAGGCAGGUGGAGCUGGGAGAGUUACAGGCCAAGAAUUUAUCAUCUGAGGUCUCCACCAGCACCUACAGUGUGAUGAGCAGGAUCGUGGCCCAGGACGGCUUUGGUGGACUGUUCGUAGGUUUCCUGCCCAGACUCAUCAAAGUGGCCCCCGCUUGUGCGAUAAUGAUCAGCUCUUAUGAGUUCGGAAAGGCGUUCUUCCGCAAGCACAACCAGGAGCGCGUUCUCAGUCUGUUACAGACCAACAACACCUGAAGGAGUUCUCAUCACAUCACGUCAAAUCAAACGGCCACUUCUACAAGCUCAGACUUCCAAAUAAAAAAUAAAUCUGUUCUCUCUAAGAUAAUGCCACUUAAAAAAACUGAGCUUUAAACAAAAAUCUGUUUAUAAUAGGUAUAUUACAGUUUAUCACAUGGUUUUAUGCUCGCUGCUCUACACACUGAGGACGUUUUCUAUGAUGAGUUUAAUCAUUCUGUUGUAAAAACAGCUUCCUGUUUUUAAAUCUCUGAUUCAAACAGAGGUCACGUGCACUGGUCCUUUAAUUUGGGGAUUUAUCAUUUCAUUUAAAUUCCAGAGUCACUUUUUUUUUCCAUCUUUUCCUUUCAAAUGUAAACGUUGUCCGGAGAUGUCGUCGUCUGCAGCACUUACAUCAAAUUUCAUAGUCAGACUGCUGGGUUUGAAAAUUGAAAGUCCAAACAUGACAUUGUUUCAAGACCAGCGUCAUGAGUGAAAGUCUGAUUAUGUCUGGAGGUUUUUUUUUAUUAAAAAAAUCACCUGAUUAAUGAGUGUACACUGUGGUUCUACAAGAACCAGGAGAACAUAAAAUAGUAUGUUUUGAUCAAUGAUGUCUGUCAUUAACUCUUUGUAUUAUUGUGUUGCGUCUGCCUUUAAUCUAACACUUGUACUUCAGUAGGAAGUGAUUAUGAUGAAGUUGAAAGUUCUCACUGUGAAACCUAUUCCACGAAGCCUCUGAGUUUAAACAUUUGAAUAAUGUUUUUGUUUUUUGUCAUUCAUGCCAUAUGUGGGUGGAUUUGUGCCAGAAACCUUUAUGUUAUUUCUUAAGCUUUGUGUCUGAAAAUAAAAUCUGAAAAG